AUGGAGGAUCACAUGACCUCAUCAGACAUGGCGGCUACCGGAAACAUUUCUGUCCCCAUGGUAACAGGCUCAAUAGGAACCGACCCAGACUCGCAGGUUCUGUGUGACAGAGUGAAGGUCUGUGAGCAGAAUGCAGGUUCAACCAUCCAGUCUGACAGCUACCUGUGGAACAGGAUCAGAGAGUUAGAGAGGUCAGAGAAGAGUCUGCUGCUAAGGCUCCAUCAGCUGGUCUCUGCUUCCCACCUCCCCAGCAUGCAGCACACACAGAGGCUGGAUCAGAGACUCCACAUGCUCAGGGAGGAGGUCAGGACCAUGACUCAGGACAAGGAACGGGGAGAGCGGGUAUGGAGGGAGCGACUGCAGCGCUGUCAGAGGCAGCUGAAGGCCAAAGAGGAGGAGAUGAGCCGCCAGUCCCAGUACUUUGAGAACUUUAAAGCCCAACUCCAACACAAGCUAAGUCUGGCCCGGGACAGAGAGCAGAGCCUACAGAACCGUAUCCACACCUUAGAAAAGCAGCUGCUGGACAUGACUGUGAGUGCCGCCACUGGUAUUGCAACAAUCAGUGCCGUCAGAAUUACUGCUGGGACUUUAACACAGCGGGAGGAGCAAGAGAGGCUGCUUUCCAUGAGAGGAGAGGGUGAAGGAGAGGAAGAGAAAAAGGAGGAGAGGAGAAAGCAAUGGCAGCCAAACAAAGGAACUGAGAGAGAAGGAAGACGAGAGGGUGAUGAAAGAAAGACAGACAUCAAGCAGAACUCAAAUGAGGCCAGGCUCCAAAGUUUCAUCCUGAGCCUGCAGGAGGAUCUCAGGGUGCUGCUGGAGAGAGAGGAAAGUGGAAUGACAGAGUGGAGGAGGCUGACGGAGCAGCUUCAGGAGGCUCAAGAGAACAGCCAUUUCCUGUGCUGCAAGGUGGAGGAGAUGAAGGCAGAGGUGCAGCAACUGAAGCUGUCUGAAAUCUCCCUGAUGGAGGAGGCUGAAGAGCUGAGAGAGGAGAACCACAGACUCCAGCAGAACCUCAGGGAUGCAGCUAACCAAACACCCAGUCAGUCAUCCACAAUCCUUGAGUCAACAUAUCCAAGUCCUGGGAACAGCUUGCUGAGCUGCAGCCCCGUUGUUCCCAUGAACACUAAUCCCACUGGACAUUAUUCAGAUGAGAGCUGUGGAAAGGUCCAGCUAAUCUUGGAUGAACGAGAAGGCCAGUCACAUUCAUCUGCAGUUGUGCCUGUUCACCAUCAGGCUGCAGCAGAGAGCACACAGAACAACACAGAAGACCCUUCUGCAACUGUAAAGUUAGAUACUUUGUCUUCACCUGAAACCGACUCUCCAAACCUUAUUACCUGCCUUGCCUCCAAAUCCAACCUCAGCCUCCAGUCACUAUCUGUGACUACAGAGACAGUAGAUGACUUUAAACUGGGGACCUGGUGCUCCAGGGGUGUCCUAAACCUCGAGGAAAUCCCCAGUGAGGAAUCUGAUGCCCUGAAGGAAGCGUACAGGAGUUUGGGAUUAGGGGAAGAUCUUGAGGCUCCCCAAGAGCAACGUGGCCCCCUGGAGGCUGUUUUGCAGCACACACAGGAACAGCUGCAGGUGAUGGCUCAAUACAACACUGAACUGAAAUCACAGCUCCAGAAACAAGCAGAGGAGCAAGAAACAGAGGCAUCUCCUGUCCUUAGUAACACCAUCCUCGCUCAGGAUAAUCUUGUCCAAGCCUUGAAUCAGGAGAACCGGGCCUUAGCGGACAGGAUCCAAGAGCUACUGGCUCACAUUGAGCUCAGAGAACAGGAGAUGAAGACAGAGCAAACUCAGCUGAGGGAGCAUAUUUUUGGCUUAAAGGAGGACCUAGCACGGCUGGAGCAGGAGAACCAGGAACAAGGGUGUCUUAUCACAGAACUCACCAGGAAGACUGAAGAUGAUCUUAAUACUAUCAUGCAUCUGCAGCAGAAGUUAGUAGAGAGCAGAGAUUGUCAGCAGAACAACCUAGAAGAACAUGUGCAUAGUUUGGUGGAAAAUGUGCUAAAAGGGGAUGAAGAACCACAGCUGAUGUUGAGUCAGCAACUAGACAAUUUGAACACAGCUUCAGCCCCUGAUUGUCAACAUAAUAAACACAAUAAUCCAUUGCAAAACAGCCCACAAACCAAUGUGCAUGCUAGUUCAGUGACAGAUGAAGUCGACCAGCUGACUAAAUUGGUCCACAGCCUCAAAACAGAACAAGAAGAGUUAAUCUGCCAAAUGAAUUCUCUCAGAGAGGAGCAAAAAGAAGUAGCUCUGUCAAUCCAAACACAGACAGAAGAGAAGCAGCACCUAACUCGCACAGUUUGGGGACUGAAAGAGGAGAAAGACCGAAUAUCUCAAUCUCUGGUUGGUAUUAAGCAAGAGAGGGAGCAUCUAACCAGGACAGUCUCUGGGCUGAAAGAUGAGAGAGACCAGUUUAUAAGGUCCAUGAAUAGUCUGAAAGAGGAAAAAGAGCAUUUCAUUAUGUGCUUAUCUGGUCAUGAAAGAGAAAAAGAGAAACUGUUAGAGUCACUCUCAAGUGGAAGAGAAGAGGUAGAUCAAACCGUUAAAUCACUUCAAAGUUUACAAAAAGAGAGCAACCAGUUAAGCCAGUCAGUGCUCAGUUUGAAACUGGAGAGAGAUGAACUAAUAGAUACCCUCAAAUGUCUGACAGAGCAGAGAGAUCAGGAACAAUUAUCUUCUAUUUUACAAGAAGACCGUGACAAGCUGCUAAAGUCAGUGAGCAGUUUGAAAGAAGAAAAAGAAAGAAUUGAACAUUCAAUCAGUGUUUUGAAACAGGAGGAAAAGCAGACUAUACGAUUAUUUCAAAAGCAUCUGUUGAAUCAAAACGUUGUUGGGCUGACAAAGAAGACAGAGACUACUGUUGGGACUGGAGAUAAUGCUGCACACAGAUGUCCGAUUAAUAACUACAAAGAAAACUCUAAACAGGAGGAAAGUGAUCUGAUGAGGGAGAUUGAAGCUUUGGGAGCAAAACUAAAGAAGUCACAAGAGGAACUGGACAAGUGCCACAUACAGACCAAGAGGCUGAACAGUGAGUUGUGUCAGUCAGAAGCCAGGAGGGAGGAGGCAGUGAGGAGAGCAUCUCAAGUAGCUGACAAGGUGAUGAGGCUGACAGAUGAAGCCAAUCAGAUGGAAGAAACCAAUAAGGAAAAUGACCGCCUCAUGACCCAGGUGAAGGAGCUACAGAGCAAACUGACAGGUCAAGUCAGGGAGAAGACUGACGCUCUGUCACUGAAGGCUCAGAUAGAGGAGAAAUACAACAUCCUCACAGCUCAGCUCAAAGCAAAGACAGUGGCUCUAGAAGAGCUGAACUCUGAGUAUAUCGCUCUGAAAAGAGGACAGGGCAGCAGAGAUGAUCUGAGCACUGUUCUCAUGUCCCUCCGGACACGUUACAACGACAUCAAAGCUAAAUAUGAGGCACUCCUGAAAAAGAAGAGCCAGACAGAUUUGGAUAUAUCUCCUUUAAAGGCCAAGCUGUCAUGCCUGGUGGUGAAGUGUCAAGAGAGGAACAGCUUAUUGAUGCAGAUGAUGAAAGUGAUGCACAAGCAGGGCUGUGUGGACUCAACACUAAUGCAGCAGGUAGAGCAGCUGCUCUGUGAUGCUGCUCUGCAGGACUACACUGCAGCAUUCACACCAGGAAUCACUGUAAAGACCCAGAAUCACCUGAGUGGGUUUACACCUGAAUUUAUUCUAAAAGUUCAGGACUAUUCCGGUGGAUUCACACCUGAUCAAACCUUUCUUGCUGCAAUCCCACCUGUAAACCAGAACCAGAAUGAAUUCACAACUGAAUCUGGGGUGAAAUGCAGAAAAAGUGACAAACACUCUUCUAUAGUCACCACUGAAUUCACAACGCCUCUUCAAGGUGGUGGUGACAGCACACCUACACCAACAGUAAAGAAAAAUGCCAACUCACUUUUGCCAACCUCACCAGUGCAGGAGCAUGCCAGAGUCCAGAAGGCACCAUCACCUGUUCCAGCACUGGGCAAGGGCUUCAGUCCCAACACAACACAGCUGUCUCCCUCUGCCAGUGAACCAGAGAAAUUAGGAUUUCCAGGCAAGAAAGUGCUGUCCUCCCCAGAUCCGACCAAUUCUUCAGAGGUGAGAGGUGGAUCCUCCCUGAGUCUUGCUCCUUCCUCUUCAGCCAUUCGUGUCAGUCCGAGCAGGAGGCUGAGCAGUCCUGAGAAAAUCAUAAACCUACAUGAGCAACUGCAGAAGACUCUGUUGAGCAGCUAUCAGGCUCCAGUAAUCAGAGGAAGAAAACAGCAGCCCAGGAAAAGUCUGUUGUUUUCAGCUCCUGCUGACCUGAGCCCAUCCUCUCAGAUAAAGAUACUCAGUGUCAAUACUCCACAUCCCAACCAUCUGCCAGCCACCAGUGUUUCAAGUCAAGCUAAUCACACUCCAAUAGUGACAAUGAAAGCUGUUGCCGCCACUAAGUCAACAACACUUUUUAAUGCUGUCGCCUCUAGAUCAGCUAAUGUUUCAUUCAGUCCUGACAUGUUUACAAAGCAUUGCUUAAAAUCAGACAUGUCUACAAUAGCCUCUACUCUUUCUAGCUCUUCCAGCUCUUCUAUUAACACUGUUGCAUCAAGUAAAGAUAAUUCUGCCUUAAACAGAGGCACUAACAUACCAAUAUCCCCAAAACUGAAAAGGCAAAGUACUGCUAUCCAUAAUACUAAUCAUACAGCAACCACUACCUUUAACACCGUCAGAUCUGCAGCUACUGACUCAAAUGUCUUAAUAUCUCUUGAUACAAAUCCAAAAACCACUGCCUCAGACACAACUGCCUUGAGCAUAUCAACUGCCACUAAGGCUAGUAUUUUAAGCAUGACUUCGAACCCUAACCCUGCCCCUGAAUAUGAUGGCCUCAUAUUCACUUUACCCUGCACUCAGUCUGCUCACUGCUCUCCUGAGAGAUCCUCCAAGUCCAACAGAAAGUCCCCUAAUGCUCCAGAGAAGCCAAAAACAAGACCAAAACCAGAAGCUCCCGCAGAUGUGUGCUCCGUUGAAGUAAUCAAAACAGUGGGUCAGAGCAGCCUCCUGAUUGGCUGGGAGAGACCACCACUUGACGAGCUGGGAUGCAGUAACGGCACGUUUGUGUAUGGAUACAGGGUGUUUGUGGAUGGGGACUUUCACAAGUCUGUCAUGAGCUCAGCGUGCACCAAGUGUAUUCUGGAGAACGUCGACCUGAGUGUCCCAUUGCACCUCAGUGUCCAAACACUGGGCUCCAAUGGUUUGAAUUCAAACAGUGUCCACACCAUGUACAGGACUACAAUGAGGACAGUGAGCGUGGUGUUAAAGCCUGGUCAGGAUGGAAUCAGCGGCCUGGCAAAGGUCAACAGCAUGUGA
Scomber japonicus (chub mackerel) is the source of this 5352-nucleotide messenger RNA. RefSeq names its product golgin subfamily B member 1-like. Bases 1 to 5352 code for a protein of 1783 amino acids. Gene Ontology annotation, molecular function: protein binding. The transcript is spliced from 17 exons. NCBI's taxonomy places the organism in Eukaryota, Metazoa, Chordata, Actinopteri, Scombriformes, Scombridae. The record is from RefSeq and is a predicted model, not a curated record.